AAGCCCCACAGAGAGGCCGGGGAGGCAAGGCCGAGUGACCCAGAGGCUCCAAGAGAAGAAACUGGCAAAGAACUUGCUGGAGUGAAACGAAACUGGCAUUGGCCAAGGCCUACUCGGCCUGCAGCCCCAGUGUCGCCACCGCCGCCACCAUGGCCCCACAGCAGCUCUUCCGCGCGCUCGUGUCGGCGCAGUGGGUGGCCAAGGCACUGCGGGCCCCGAGCGCGGGGCAGCCCCUGCAGCUGCUCGAUGCCUCCUGGUACUUGCCCAAGCUGGAACGCGACGCGCGCCGCGAGUUCGAGGAGCGCCACAUCCCCGGCGCCGCCUUCUUUGACAUCGACCAGUGCAGCGACCGCACGUCGCCCUACGACCACAUGCUGCCCAGCGCCGCGCAGUUCGCCGAGUACGCGGGCCGCCUGGGCGUGGGCGCCGCCACCCACGUCGUGGUCUACGACGCCAGCGACCAGGGCCUCUACGCGGCGCCGCGCGUCUGGUGGAUGUUCCGCGCCUUCGGCCACCGGGCGGUGUCGCUGCUCGACGGCGGCCUCCGCCACUGGCUGCGCCUGGGCCUCCCGCUGAGCUCGGGCAAAAGCCGCCCGGAGCCCGCGGAGUUGCGCGCCGCGCUCGACCCCACCUUCAUCAAGACCUACGAGGACAUCAAGGAGAACCUCGAAUCCCGGCGCUUCCAGGUGGUGGACGCCCGCGCCGCCGGCCGGUUCCGGGGCACCGAGCCCGAGCCCCGAGACGGCAUCGAACCCGGCCACAUCCCCGGCACGGUGAACAUCCCCUUCACGGACUUCCUGACCAAGGAGGGCCUGGAGAAGAGCCCUGAGGCGAUCCACCGUCUGUUCCAGGACAAGAAGGUGGACUUGUCCCAGCCGCUGGUGGCCACGUGUGGCUCCGGUGUGACAGCCUGCCAUGUGGCACUGGGGGCCUACCUCUGCGGCAAGCCCGACGUGGCCAUCUACGACGGCUCCUGGGUGGAGUGGUACAUGCGCGCGCAGCCAGAGGAUGUCAUCUCCGAGGGCCGCGGGAAGACCCAUUGAGGCUGGCCGGGACACAGGGAGCUGUGGCAGGCCUGGUGGUUCUGACUCUGCUUUGACCGAGUGUGUGUUUCUUCCUGCGAGUCAGGUGGCACAUAAGAGGACAUCCCAGAGGCCAGGAGUUCCGUUGACUUGUGGGCUCCCAGUGGAGGCCGGAGAGAAGGUGGUGGUGGGCGCAGGGGAAGGCAGCUGCCCCACACGCUGAGCUGGGGCCCUACCUCCCUUCUGUUUCACUGUUGAGGAAAUAAAAUAGCCAAGGGCUAAAUCUUUCUAACUGGGGGGCUGCCUGGUGUUCCUAAGGAGCUGGUGGUUCCAGCAUGCCCAGCAAAGGGAGCUCCGUGGAGCCUGAGGGUCUUGGGGAUCCCGUCCCUGCCUUCUGAGCAGGGCAGGAGCCCCAGAGCCCUUCCAUUCCUGCGACCAGAGUGCCCCCAGCAAGCUGUCCUCUACCCCGUAAUGCUGGAGGUCUCGCUUCUGGCUUCCAGGCUAUUUAAGAUGAAUCUUGCUGUGGUAUGUCUAGAGUGCGACCCAAAGACCCACCCAGGUCAAUGCACACCAGUGCAUCUCAUGUCAAGACAGUCUACCGGCCUAAACCAGUAGGAGGCUAUACCACAUGAGGAGGCCUGUCCCAGCCCAGCCAGGAUGUUCAAGAGAGGGGUUAAGUUCAGCCAGAUUGGACUUCAGCCACUCUGG
Messenger RNA from Neomonachus schauinslandi (Hawaiian monk seal), 1730 nucleotides. RefSeq names its product mercaptopyruvate sulfurtransferase (gene MPST). Gene Ontology annotation, molecular function: thiosulfate-cyanide sulfurtransferase activity. The transcript has 3 exons. The record is from RefSeq and is a predicted model, not a curated record. Gene Ontology annotation, biological process: transsulfuration. Bases 150 to 1043 code for a protein of 297 amino acids. NCBI's taxonomy places the organism in Eukaryota, Metazoa, Chordata, Mammalia, Carnivora, Phocidae. Gene Ontology annotation, cellular component: mitochondrion.